AUGGACGGAACUUUGGACGGAGCGAACAGUGGGAACCCGGAGGUGAUGGCUGGUUCCACCAAGGAAUUUCAGUGCGACUUGGUUCCAUUGGACGCUGCCGAAUCCUUGAAUGGGAUAUGGAAAGCGUCGGUGCAGCCGGCGGGAGCGGCCGUGGCGACUGAGUUGGAAGGCGGGAAGCGGGUGAAAAUCACCCAAACAAAUGCACAAGGCUAUCAAAACCAGCCGAGUUCCUUCACAGUGUCGUGCAGAUUCUCCACACCAGACGGGACGGAAAUAGUUUUCAGCGCUAUCAAAACCAGCCGAGUUCCUUCACAGUGUCGUGCACAUUCUCCACACCAGACGGGACGGAAAUACACAGUUUUCAGCGGACAAUAA
Molecule: messenger RNA, 375 nt
Organism: Opisthorchis viverrini
Lineage: Eukaryota; Metazoa; Platyhelminthes; Trematoda; Opisthorchiida; Opisthorchiidae
Exons: 1
Coding region: 1-375 (124 amino acids)
Source: RefSeq, a predicted model, not a curated record